AUGGAUACAGUAGUCCAAUUUGACGUUAAUGCAUGUGUAAUAUGUCGAGACUACGAAGGUACUGACAUUAAAUUGGCUGAAGUGAAGACGGAGGGUAGAUCAAAUUUGAUAGAUUACAGCUGUAAACGCAAAGAUGUUGAUUUAUUCAAUUACUUGUCAACUGUUGAUGUUAAAAAUCCAAAAAAAAAGGAUAUAAUUUGUCAGGCCAAAACUGAUACCAUACAUUCAACAAUUCAGAGAGUAUGCAGGGAAAAACAAGAUAAAUGGGCAUUUGAAGUGAGUGGCCGGAUUGAGACGAGUUGUGACUUGCAUGCAGCAGAUGCAGUUUAUCACAAGAACUGUUGUAGAAAAUUUGUGACACCACCUCAAAAAGUUAAACCUGUCGGUCGCCCUCCACACGAAAAUGCAGCUGAAAUAUUCGAUAUGAUUUGUAAUAAUUUUGAAAAUUCAGAUUCCGAACUCCUAACAGUCGAUAAUCUCAUUGAAGAGAUGACACUUUUGUGUGAUGAUCCAUCUGAUGUUUAUUCAUCGCGUUAUAUGAAAAGCAAACUAUAUGAAAGAUAUGGGGACGACCUAUUCAUUGCUGAUUUCAGUAACCGCAAAAAUGUCAUUUGCUUUAAUAAUACUGCAAAACGUUUAAUUAAUGACUCAUGGUAUUCAGAACGAGAAAGUGAUAUAGUUUCGGAAAGUAAGAGAAUUGUCGAAACAGCUGCAAAGCUCAUAAAGAACAGCAUCCGUGAGAAAAUAUUCGACACCGAAUCAUAUCCAGCUGAAAAUCAAAUAAAAGACAAAAUUGUUAUGUCUGAAUGGGUGCCUGAUCUACUACUAACUUUUCUCAAAAAAAUGAUAUGUGAUGAAAUGAAACAAAUUUCUCUAGGGCAUUGCAUAGUGCAAGCCAGUCGACCAAAGUCAGUUAUAUCUCCUAUUUUGUUUGGCGUGGGAAUAUCUAUUGACCACAAAUUAGGUGGAACUGGAAUUUUACAUAUUUUGUCAAGAUUGGGAUUAUCCAUUUCCCCUGAUGAAAUUACUCGUUAUAAGCAAUCAGUGGUGCAAACGGAAGAUGCUAAUUUGCCUGCAAUAGAUGGUUUGGGAACGUUUCACGGAAUGGGUAUGAUCUCCAUGACAACAAAAAUAAAUAUGAAUACCAUAACUGAAGAUGAAACCCUAUCCACAAGUGAAUUUAAAUUGAUUAAAAGACUUGCACGUGUGAAUGUUGCCCGCAUAGCUUUAAAAACUCAUGUACCAAUGCUGCGUUAUUAUGCACCCAACAUACCAGUUUUGUCAAAACUUAAAUUUAAGCCACUCAUCCAACUGCAAUAUCCGUACAGUCUUCCGGCUAGUACUAAUCAUGAUUUGUUAUGGCAAUUUGGAGUUUACAAUCGAGGGGAAGCUGAUUCUCAACCAAACUGGUCUGGAUACAUGCAAGAUGUGAACAUAGGUGAACAUUCAUUGUCUGCAGACAUACGAAUGCAGCUAAUUUUGGAUCAAAAUCCAAACGACAGAUCUUGCAUUUUAUCAACGUUAUCUUACGUACGCAAUCAGGCAUCUAAACUUCAAAUUGAAACGGCAUGCAUAACUUUCGAUCAGCCAUUGUGGAUAAAGGCGGUAGAAAUCAUUGAAUCAGAAUCGCUUGGUAUGGUGUGCCGGCUUGGUACAUUUCACAUGAUUAUGAAUUUUCUCGGAAGUAUUGGUACUGUGAUGGCUGGCUCAGGGAUUUCUGAAAUUCUUGAAUGUUGUUAUGGCUCCAACGCUAUUAUACAUAUGUUGAGUGGCAAGGCUGUGGCAAGAGCACUUCGGGGUCAUUUUCUAAUUGAAUCAGCUCUCCAUAUCAUGAUAAUGAAGAAUGUUUUAAAUACAGAUGAACCACCAGUCACUGGAUCAAUUUCACAUGAUGACAUUAAUGAACUUCUUUCGUUCUAUGAUAAGGUUAAUAAUGGAAAAGUAAACAUAAAUGACGUUGACUAUCCACAAUCAAUGAUCAAUUUGGACAGGGCGUUGUCAGCAUAUAAAUCCAACAUAGCAAACAGAUCAAGGACAGCAAAGCUAUGGUUGCAAUAUCUUAAGUAUAUUGAUGUUUUGAAAACAGUCAUUCGUGCUGAACGCACUUGUGAUUGGAACAAGGGCGGAUCCAGGAAGUUUGACUGGUGGGGGCGAAAAUUUUUAAAUAAAUAUUUUGUAAUGUUGAAUAUAUCCAUUUUUGAUUAUAAAUUUUAG
This is a messenger RNA of Helobdella robusta, 2214 nucleotides long. RefSeq lists its product as hypothetical. The transcript has 3 exons. The record is from RefSeq and is a predicted model, not a curated record. The coding region runs from base 1 to 2214 and encodes 737 amino acids. NCBI's taxonomy places the organism in Eukaryota, Metazoa, Annelida, Clitellata, Rhynchobdellida, Glossiphoniidae.